Messenger RNA from Hydractinia symbiolongicarpus, 2893 nucleotides. RefSeq lists its product as uncharacterized. The transcript has a single exon. NCBI's taxonomy places the organism in Eukaryota, Metazoa, Cnidaria, Hydrozoa, Anthoathecata, Hydractiniidae. Bases 21 to 1469 code for a protein of 482 amino acids. The record is from RefSeq and is a predicted model, not a curated record.
UUUUCCAGCUCGUAAACAACAUGACCAAGACGCAACCAACCAAAAACACAUUUUACUCAUUCUGUUUUGUUUCUGCACUUGUUGGAGCUGAGUAUGCUUUAAUCAUACCUUCAUUGUGGUACUACUUGAAAAAAGUGAUUCAAACGCAACAUCCUGAUGUUUUCUAUUCGCUCACCAUCGUUUCGUUUUACGUCAUGGCGAUAACUGGUUGUAUCACUCUACCAAAGUAUGUAAAUCAAACAAAAGGCCAUCGAAAGUUAUUAUUGACACUCUGUGGAUGUGGAGUUGUUGGUAACGGCUUGUAUGCAAUUCCAAUCUCUGUAGGAUUUCCUCUACUUGGUAGAACACUUCAAGGAUUUUGCCAGGCAUCUUUACCAAUUAUGGCUGGACAGGUAACGAGAAUUUAUUCAACGCAGGGUACCAUUGAAAAGAUAACGAUUUUAAAAUUAUGCAACUUUAUUCCAUUGGUAUCUAUUCCUGCUAUACACACAAUGCUUGACCAUGUGGACUUGCAUGUUCUGGGUAUGAAAAUCAACAAUGCAAUCAUAACAUGUUUCGUUUUAUGCGUGUUAUGGAUGUUAUGUUUGCUUGUUUCCUUUUUAAAUUUGGAUGACAUUUUAGUUGAAUACAGCUGUUUUGAGGAAAACGAUCAUGAUAGUUCAUAUACCGAAACUGUGUCGGAACAAAAAAAGCAAACGGACAUGGAAAAUGGUUUCGCUGAAAAUAAUUCUAUAAUUUGUCUCGACGAGAAUUUUGUCACUUCGCAACGAUACAACGCCAAAGAAACUGCACAAUGGUCUACAAAUGAUAAACCGAAUGCCAGUGGAAAUACUAAGGCUGAAUUCAUCACUGAUAAUCGUCAGAAGGCUUUGCAUACAAUAAUGCAACUAUUCUACAAUUUUGAGCUGAAUGUUAUUAUUUUCACAAUCAUAUUAGCAAGGCUUCAAUCUUUGUAUUCAUCAGAUAUAGCAUUCUCCAAGGAUAGAAACUACAAUUUGUUGGAACCAAAAGGAAUGAGCUUAAUGCUUGGAUCAACUGGUGUAUGUUUCAUCUUAGUGUCGUCAUUUGUAAAAAAAUACGCAGUUGUCAAUGACAGUGAAAUAUAUAUCCAAAUUGCUGUCAUAAGUUUACUUGCAAGUGCACAGGCAUUUCUCAUUUCAUUGUUAAGCCACGGCACUUUCAGUUGCCCUGUUGUCGCAGCUCUAGCAAUUAUGUUAUGUUUGGCAUGGUAUGUUGAACUGGUUUCACUUAGCAUAUUCUUUGCAGAUAUCUUCCAUCCAUCAAAAGAAAGUCACGCGAAAAGCAAUGGUCACUCAAUUAGUUUGAUGCUGUGUCUUGUUAUUGGUUUUGUCCCAUCAUUUAUUUAUCAGUUCCAAUUGAUGUAUAUCACGUUCGCAACACUUGUGCUGCUUUCUUUGAUUCUUGUGGUGGUAAGACGAAAACAGAUUUGCUCCUACAUGAGACUUUAGAUUUAGCUAUAAUUUCUGAACACGUUUGUUUUGGAUGAUGUUUUUUCAUUUUUAUAAAAAUAUUUUGCACGUAUUUUAUAACAACGAGUAACGCAGAAGCAUCUACAAUCAGUAACUAAAAAUUUAUCACAAUAGUAGUUUUAGGCAGUUAAGAAAGUUGGCAAAAAUCAUCAACUCAUCAUUACUGCACAGCCGAUGCUGCGAAAGUGCAAGUUUUGUGUAUUGGUAAUUGUUCUCAACAGUGUCUAGCAACCCGUAAUUAAGGGAAUUAUCCACCUCAGGUGCCACGAAGUGUCGAUAUAUUGAAAAAGGGACAUGCUGACGGGAGCUACAUUUAGCACAGCUUAAGAGUUUGGAUUUAGUAAAUAGCCUGACCUAAGCCUGCAGUAAAGCUUCUGUGAAUAUCCCCCUGCUAAUAUCCCGCUGUCUAUAUUUCACUGUGCACAUUUUGUGACAAGUAAACUUCGACAAGUUCAAAUUUUGUCGAUCUAAUAAAGGAAUACUCGGAAUUUUUUCUUGUGGUGACUUCACAAUUUGUGGCCAUGUACCAACAUUCUUUCUUACUGAUUGUAGAGCAGCCAUUUUUUAAGUGGAAGCUAAAAAAUUGUUUACCUUUUUUACAAUAGAUUCGUAUCGCCCUUAUUUAAAUAUAAUUUCGGAAGUUUCGGCAGAAUAUUAAAUAAUUUUUUCAAAUCAAGAUUGUAAUUUCUUUGGUCGUAGAUGUGCACAUAAAACCACCAGUUGCAUAGACAAUUCUAUUGUGAAUCUAUAUUAUAAUACCCGUAUACGUCUGUCUGUCUGCCUGUCACACAAAAUCGUAGCUUAGUUUUUAUAAAUCAUAGUAUAUGACAAUCCAUUAUAUAGAGGAAUACUUUUAAAAAAAAAUGACUCUAUUUUUAAGGUUUUAUCUGCUAAAAAGGAUGCUGUCAUCGAAAUCUUCUUAAAAUGUUAAAAAACUAUCCAACGAAUUUUUUCCUUUAAUUUACAGUUAUGUUACUGAACGCACACGGCGCUUCUAAAUUGAUGACAUAAAAUCAGCGCCGAAGUCAAUUUCCUUUAAAGUACCACAGGAUAGUAUAUUAAACACGGUCCUGUUUAACCUUUAUGUAUCUGACAGAUACAUAGAGGUCAAACAUCUACUAUUUCACAGAAUCAUACCCUACAAUACGCUGAUAAUACAACUAUUUAUAUCCAUAGUACACAUGGGCACGAGAGCGGAGGCGUCUCAUUUUAUACAUUUUAUACAUUUUAUACAUUGAUAUUAUGAUACUCAUUGGUUCAAAUAGAAUUAAUUCGCUACUUGUACUGGGUUGUUUUUAUACCUGCUUAAAUACUUUGUUAGUUUGGUAACCUGUUAGUUGAGUGAAAUACAAGUAUUUUAAUUUUACUUUAAUUUUGUUUCUAUAUUUUGGAAGUUUAAAAUU